UGACCAUGAAGCGCCUUUCAACACAAACUCACUGCCUUGACAACUUCCUUCACAAUAGCUCUGCUCCACUAAGCGCAAGAAGUAUGAAAGCCCUGACGUCUUUUUGGCUGUAUCACAGUAAAUUAUGUACGGCAACUUCAGACGUCGGAUUCGUCAUGCAGAGCCCUACAAAAUUUAGGAGCUGCACAUCGCGAUGCAGUACAGAGCACAAUUUGGCCUCUGCAUGCCUCUGGAAGCUUCGCAAUUGCGUCACACCCUCCAAAUGGAGUCUCCGGGCACAUUUACAGAUCAAGCAUACAUGUGCUCUUAAUCCUUCUGUAGGGCCCAUUGCGACCAGCACUAGCAGGUCAAUGUACGACUAAAAUGAACGAGUCACUCAGAAAAAUGACUCAUGACUCUCGGGUCAGUAAAAAGAGUUGUUCAAAGCGAACGAAUCGUUUGCGAAUUGUACAUCACUACACACCGCACUCUGAGAUUGAUUGCCCACAAGAGCGCACACACGGCAUCAAAGUUAGGAAACGCAAGCCCACCCACUGGAACCAAUUUCGGCUACUGAACGCUUACUGGUGAUAUUACUGCUUCCACUAUACUUUAUCAGGCGUGAAUUAAAGUCGAGGCUAACCUUACACCUGCGUAAUAUUUUUGGGAGACAAAGUAACCUUUUGAUGGAGUUUAUGGAAGAUGCAAUCGUUUGUUCUCCUCGCUUCUCUAUGUGGAUGCGUCCUCUGCUCAGGCUGGCCUUUUCAGAUGCAGUGUUACCACUGUGAAGAGACUCUGUUGGACAAUGACUGUUCAGCUCCAAAGUUCAUUGUCAACUGCACAGCAAACAUCCAGAAUGCCUGUCAGAAGGAGGUGAUUGUGGGUGAAAAUGGUGUGUCCUACAGGAAGACCUGUGCCUCUUUCUCCACCUGUCUGAUCGUAUCAGCAGGGUAUCAGUCCUUCUGCGUCCCGGGUCGGGUGGGCUCUGUCUGCAUCAGCUGCUGUAACACCCCCCUCUGCAACGGACCCCGCCCCCCCAGGAUUUCCCUGGCUCCCACCCAUCCUCCCACCAGACCCACUACCCUCCUCAUCAUCACUGUUGCCAUGGGAACACUUCCCUGAUGUGGACACUAGUAUUGGCUGGAUUGGACAGAAGGUUCUCAGGUGUGGAGGUGCCUUGCGUUGGAGCCAACAGACACUGCCCUGAGAGAUGACUGGAAAAAACUGUCUACAAUCUACCAACAGGGCUGACUGACACAUAUGGCUCCAUUGACCAAAAAGAGUGACAAAAACAUGAGAAAUUAGAGAGAG
Molecule: messenger RNA, 1290 nt
Organism: Salmo salar (Atlantic salmon)
Lineage: Eukaryota; Metazoa; Chordata; Actinopteri; Salmoniformes; Salmonidae
Product: ly6/PLAUR domain-containing protein 1
Biological process (GO): acetylcholine receptor signaling pathway
Molecular function (GO): acetylcholine receptor inhibitor activity
Source: RefSeq, a predicted model, not a curated record